This is a messenger RNA of Lingula anatina, 3348 nucleotides long. RefSeq names its product protein mono-ADP-ribosyltransferase PARP6. Lineage: Eukaryota; Metazoa; Brachiopoda; Lingulata; Lingulida; Lingulidae. The record is from RefSeq and is a predicted model, not a curated record. Gene Ontology annotation, molecular function: protein binding; NAD+ poly-ADP-ribosyltransferase activity.
AAAUACUUCUACUAGCUGCUUUGACAUACCCAACAUUGCUUGAAGAAGACUUUAACUAGCUGCUAUGCAGGUCACUGCUUUGAACACUACUUUCGCAGCUUUUCGACAUAGCACUUCCGGUCGAGCUGAUUUGCCGGAAGUUUACAGCAGCAGCAGAGAUGUCGCCACCAACACCGGAUGCGAAACGAAAAAAAUGCUUUCUCUUUAAUUUUUUUAAUCGCAAAAGAACAAACCGGUGUGAAAGAACUCAACCUAUAGUUUUUAUUCACAAAAUAUAACGUCAUCAUGAGUUUCACAGCAGUGAGUGACGAGAAGCCAACUGGUGGAACGCUUGUAACGUUACAGACGUUGUCACAAACAAGGAUGUAUUUAUAUUAUGAGUGAACGCACAUUCACAUUCUUGCCUUACUUCCUUGUUGUGGCCACCUUGAGAGGGUUUAGUUUAAGACUUUUUCUACUGAAACUACACUGAUGAUGAGAUGAUACCUAUACCAUGUUGGAUGGCAAUGGUGAUGAAAUGAUGAUGUUUGCAUACACCCCAACAUAACUUAAACAAAGGCUUAUGGUUUAAAGUCAACAGGCAUAUUGCAACAAACAAAGAGUGAACAAUAAACAAAAGAUAACUAAGAAAAGCACAGAAGAAUGGAUGAAGUAUGCAGUAGAGAUGACUUUGAUAAAACUGCAUACAGGGUGGAAAACAACAGUGAUACAGAAGAAUGUACUGACAGUGAUGAUGAUCCAAAUUUAUACAGUGAAGAGGAACAUGAUUUUGACAACUAUUAUACUGUCAAUAGUGAUGGAGAUGAGGGCACAGGAAUACGAGAGCAAAAUAAAGUUCUCACCCAUGAUUUGGACAUGCUCAAGAAAAUUUAUGGAGAGCAGUCAUUUAGUAUAAGGUUGCUUGCAGCUCUAGAUAACCUUGAUGUCGCAUUGAAAAUCAGUAUGCAGUUUUUGUAUGAAGAACAAGCUAAAGCAUGGUGUGUCAACAGAGAAGAGCCUUUAAUAGUACGGUUGCACUUAAGUAUGUCAGCAUAUCUGGAUGAAGCAGAACCCAUGAUUGAAGUUUUCCAACCCUCUAGAAAGGAAAAAUUUGGCAUUGGCAGCCAGCUGAAAAAAAUUCUAGAAUCCUUUAUAUCCCGGCAGUGGAAAGAAUUAAGCAAUGCAUAUGUUGCUAGUCAGCAUUUAUUCCCUGUGCCUGGCCUUGAGAGCAAGGAUGAAGCAAGGAAGACAAAGUCACCUAGUGAGAGCCCUCUGAAGCUGGUAGACGAUGCCACUCUUGCCAGACUGGUGGGCAUGGGCUUUGACUUGGAGCGGAGUAGGGAGGCACUGCUGGAGGCCAGGGGAAAUGAACAGGAAGCAGUAGCCCUGUUGUGUGGAGAUGAUAAUGCCAGUGAAGGUGUAACACAUAGACAGGAGGUGCCCCAGGAUACAGUGCCAAAAACAGACUCGGGCUCAAGAUUGAAAAAGUUGCUCAACAGAGGCUCUGCAUCAAGUAAAGGCAGAAAACCUUCAAAAAUGACGGCGGUUGAAGAAAAUACCUGUAAAACAUCUUCAAGUGCCUCUGAAGGUCCCAUUGCUGACCAUUGUAACCAGGCACAUAAAGUUUUACCUGGACUUGAAUAUGGUUGGCUGGUGCAGAUGAUGCGUUAUGCCCAACAGAGGGUGCCAACUAUGAAUGAAUUCUGUGUUGUCUGUGAUGAACCUCAUGAAUUUCAAAAUGGUGGUAUGCUGAAGCCUGCAGUUUGUUCUAGAGAACUGUGUGUUUUUGCAUAUCAAACACUAGGAGUCAUGCAUUAUGCUGCAGAAGAAAUAGCAUCUGCAGCUGAGGUUGUUGAUCUAAUGAUUAACAUGGCAAAGUCAGCAUGUUUAUCACCAAGAAGAGAUGUGAUUUUUGAUCCUUAUCCCACCGUUGUAAACCCACAGAUUCCAACUGAACUAGCAUUUAACCCAAAGAAGAAAGAUUUUUCCUCAGUGAUAAGUUGUUUUCAAUGCAUUCCUGAUAUGGCCACCAUGACCCAGAUGUCUGCUGUGGAGUUAAAGCAGUCAUUAGAUAAAGCUAACCCUGUGGCAUACCCUCUUUUACAGUGGGUAAUAUCCAGUAAUAGGUGUCAUAUUGUCAAGCUACACACUUCAAAGCAACUUCACUUCAUGAACACACCUCACCAGUUUCUUCUGCUGAGCAGUCCACCAGCAAAAGAAGCCAAAUUCCGAGCAGCAAAAUCAAAAUAUGGAAGCACAUUUGCAUUUCAUGGGUCUUGCAUUGAAAACUGGCAUUCAAUCAUAAGGAAAGGGCUAGUCAACGCAUCAGGGACCAAGCUUCAGGUAGUAUCCACUAAGAAAGAACAAACCCCUGUUGGGAAAACCACUUCCACAAAAGAGACUAGUUCCCAAAGCAGUGUAUCUGGACAGAAGUUCCUAAGUCACUCAAACAGGCUUUCAUGUAUCGCUCUGUGUGAGGUUGUCACCAGUGAACAUUUGAAGAAGCAUGGUCCCAUCUGGGUUUGCCCUAAUCCAGAUCAUGUUUGCACAAGAUUCUUUUUUGUAUACGAAGAUCACAAUGGCCAAGUCCCAGAUGUCCAUACCCAGAAAGAAGGCUUCAAGCAGAGGAUUCAAGAUGUUGCAGAAUCUUAGUGACAGCUAAUAUUUAACAUGCCUUGAGAAGGAAUAUUUGUUUCCUUGAAAAGAAUCAGUUUCUUGUUGUAUUAUGUCUUACUAGUCCAAGUGUACAAUUAAUGACCAACGGAAGAUUGGAUGGCAAUUAACUGAUCUAUCUAAUUUUGCUCAUUUUAUGCAAUGUUGGUGCAUUUGAGUUUUCUAAAUAUGUUGUGUAGAUUUUUUUAAGGCUCAAGAUUGAUAUAGAUGGUCAGAAAUAACAACCCUUAAGAUCUGAGGCACACCCAAAAAGCUGUACUACAUGAUCGGGUGGCAUUAGAAAGUGUCUUCUUUGUGUUACGUUCAUACUCUCAUGAACAGUUUUUGACAUUCCCAGUACACGGUAUUGAAGCAAGUUUGUAAACUUCAGCCUAUACAUAACCAUUGUGAUUUUCAUUCAUGUGUUUCAUAUAUUUGCUUUCCCACACUGCAAUCUGCUAUUUUUAUGAAAUAUAUAAGUGCAUGCACAGAAAUAUCUAGGAUGUUACUGUACAAUUGGGACAUCGUUGUUAAAAUAAAAAUGUGCAAUUGGACAUUUGAUUUUUUCAAAUGUUUUUAUGUAUAGACAAGUGAUGUAGCCAUCACCUGCAUCAUUGCCAUGCACUUCACUGUUAAUGCAAUAUAUGGAAAACUGUGUGACUUGUUAGUCUCAAACUUGCUGGAGUGAUCUUUGCCAAGUAGAUUAUUUUUCUCAAA